Molecule: messenger RNA, 1691 nt
Organism: Phlebotomus papatasi
Lineage: Eukaryota; Metazoa; Arthropoda; Insecta; Diptera; Psychodidae
Product: zinc finger protein 658B-like
Exons: 1
Coding region: 120-1667 (515 amino acids)
Biological process (GO): regulation of transcription by RNA polymerase II
Cellular component (GO): nucleus
Molecular function (GO): zinc ion binding; DNA-binding transcription activator activity, RNA polymerase II-specific; RNA polymerase II cis-regulatory region sequence-specific DNA binding
Source: RefSeq, a predicted model, not a curated record
ACAGGCAAAGUGAGGUUAUGGAAACUUUGUUAUGGUUUGAAGACUCUUGUUCAGAAUUUACUAAUAAAAUUUUCUCAUAAUCGGAAAUACCAUUAAGACCAGGGAAUCAAACGAGUGAGAUGGAGUUCAUUGAUAUUGACGAAUUCUGCAGAGCAUGUCAAAUUAACACAGAAGGAGAAGCUCAAAAGAUACUCAUCUUUGAUACUGAGAAGCUUCCGGACAUCUUCAAAGAAACCACAUCCCUGGACAUUCAUGAGAACGAUGGACUACCCAAAGUAUUAUGUUGUUCCUGCUACGACCGCCUCCUGGAAGCUUACAACUUCCGGAAAAUAUGUUCUAAAGCGGCUCAGCACUUUCAGAAUAUCCUGUCGAUGGAUGAUGUUCCGGAAGAGAAGUGCAUUCCACCCCUUCCACCCAUUCCACAUAGAAAUCAAAGAGAUCCGUUUCCAGCUUUUAAUACGCGUCUGGAUAUUUAUUCGGAGAAAAUCAUCACACCUUCAGGGAGGGUAGUAGAAGUGCUUCCCAAUGAUCCACCUCUUCCGACACAGAGAAAUAUCCAUAAUAUCCUGUCGAUUGAUGAUGUUCCGGAAGAACAAUACAAACCACCUGAAGAAUUCAGUGACCCAUUUAUGCAUUCAGUUUCUCAACUACAUGAAAUUUAUUUGAAAAAGAAAGACUCAUCUUCAGACAGGAUUCUAGAAGUACUUAUAAAAGAUCCGGAAAGACCAAGGUAUAGAAACUUGAGAACAGUGAAUCGAGAAUGUGCUAUUUGCAAUUUAAAGUUCAUCCGGAAAGAAGGUCUAGAGAAGCACAUGAUAACUGAGCAUCUAGAAAUGCAAGAUCCUCUAAUGGUCAACUCUCCUCUACAAAAGAAAAACUCCCCUCCGGACAGGAACAAAUCACCACUCGAAGAUACUAACAAUCUGCCCAUAGAUCAAAAUCCCUUGGAACCAGCCGAGGAAGAUGAUUUGGAUGAUGUUCCCCUGAUCUUCAGAAAAACCACGAAAACCAAAAAUCAUCAAAAGUCUUCAGGGAUCCAAAAGAAGAAACCUCCCCCGAAGAUGAAGUUUUGGCGUGGCAAGCCCUUGUUUGAAUGCUGCCUCUGCAAUUCAACAUUCCGGCAGAAGAUCCGGGUGGAAAUACACAUGAGGAAGGUCCAUCUGGGAUUGAAGAAGCCCUGUGAGUGCAAAAUCUGUGGACUAGGCGUGACUCGACUGGAAGGGCUCAGAAUGCACAUGAGGACCCAUGAAAAUGGGAAACGAUAUUCCUGCCGUAAUAUAAUAUGCAAUGAGAAAUAUGAGACUUUCAAGGAUCUGAUGAGUCACAUGCAGGCAUCCCAUGAUGAAAAACUGUGGUCCUGUGAAUUCUGUUCCUAUAAAACCAUUGAAUUGAGAUUUUUGAUUCGUCACGUGAAAAUAAUUCAUGAAAAAUUGAGAAAGUAUAAUUGUUCCUACUGCCAGCGGGCCUUUGGAUAUCAAUACAAUCUCAAGAAACAUGAGAUGACCCACACAGGAGAGAAGCCCUUUGAAUGCAAAGAAUGUGGAAAGAAAUUCAUCCAAUCGAAUCAGUUACGAAAUCACCAAAUCAAUUAUCAUCUGAAGUCCAAAUCGUCCGACCCCGAAGACAACAUGAUUGGUUCGAAAUAUUUCAAUGAUUUCAUGAAAUAAAUUACACUGUGCAACAAUUUUAAA